Molecule: messenger RNA, 969 nt
Organism: Fundulus heteroclitus (mummichog)
Lineage: Eukaryota; Metazoa; Chordata; Actinopteri; Cyprinodontiformes; Fundulidae
Product: olfactory receptor 1-like
Exons: 1
Coding region: 1-969 (322 amino acids)
Biological process (GO): G protein-coupled receptor signaling pathway
Cellular component (GO): membrane
Molecular function (GO): G protein-coupled receptor activity; olfactory receptor activity
Source: RefSeq, a predicted model, not a curated record
AUGGAACUGUUCAAAUCUGCUUUUGGGAAAAAUGUAUCUUUCGUGCACCCUCCAUAUUUUAUAAUAAGUGGAUUUAUUGGCUUACCUAAUAUGAAGUAUUACUAUGUCUUUCUCCUUUUUGUCUUUAUUAUUUCAGUGCUCGGAAACACAGCUGUAAUGAUUGUAAUAUAUUUAGACCAUAAUCUUAGAACUCCAAAGUAUGUUGCAGUUUUUAACCUUGCAUUUGUCGACCUGUUAGGUAGCUGUGCUCUGGUACCAAAGGUGCUUGACAUCUUUUUGUUCAAUCACUAUUAUGUCGCCUACAAUGACUGCUUGACAUUCUUGUUUUUCUGUUACACUUGCCUCUCAAUGCAGGCUCUUAAUCUAGUUGCUCUUUGCUAUGAUCGACUAAUUGCCAUCAUGUUUCCUCUGCACUAUCAAGUUAAGGUUACUCAUAAGAUUAUGUUUUCCUUAAUUGCAUCUUUCUGGCUAUUUACUUUACUAGCCGUUCUCAUAGCAGUUGGCCUUCUUACAAGACUUUCCUUCUGUAAGUCUGUGGUUAUUAACAGCUAUUUCUGUGACCAUGGUCAGAUGUAUGAACUUGCAUGCAAUGAUAAUUUCCCCAAUAUAAUCAUUGGUUUUCUGUUGCCGUUUCUUAUUCUUUGGCUUCCCAUGGCUUUCAUCCUGUCCAGCUACAUUUGCAUCGGCUAUGCUUUAGUUAAAGUGGCUGUAGCCAAAGAAAGAUUGAAGGCACUAAAAACUUGUACAGCUCAUCUUUCAUUAGUGGGUAUCUAUUUCAUCCCAAUAUUAAUAACAUUUACUUUAGGUCCAGAGAUACAUCCAAAUGCCAGGAUCAUUAACCUGUCAUUGACCUCAGUAUUUCCACCCAUGUUGAAUCCAAUCAUUUAUGUUUUGUAUACACAAGAAAUGCGACUAUCAAUCAAAAGAUUACUAAAAUUUACUCGGCAAGCCAAAGUUAUGACUAUGUAA